AAUUUUAUACGACAAACCAUCUAUUUUUCAUUGUAUAAUUUCUUUGUGUGUAUGAAAAUUACGAAUUAUAUCUAACAUAAAUAGUAGACUAUCCGUUUAAACCAAUUAAAGCAGUAUAACCAGUUAACUGUCAUUUUACGCAUGCUAAAUAAAAUUCAAUUUUAAAACAAAAAAAUCUCCAUCUUUUAAUAACUGUGCUCUUUUUCGUGUGUUUCUUCAGUUAGCGAUUGCGUUUACUCGCAUUGUUGUUUGAAAAAUAAAAUAAAAAAGGUGGAUUAGGUUGAAUAUGAAUUUCAAGUGUUUCUUGGUGAUAGCAAUUUGUAUAACCAUUACAAAUGGUUAUAAAAUUUUGUUCCUGGCUCCAUUUGUUUGGAAAAGUCACUUUCUUUUCAUGUCAGAAUUUGUGAAAACUCUGGUAGAUCGGCAGCAUGAAGUUACAUAUUUGACUAGUAACUCAUUAAAACAUUUAAAUUUACCCAAUUAUACUGAAGUAUUGAUCGAACCACCAUUCGAUAUGGAAUCAAUUGGAAGUCAAGAAAAGUGGUUAGAGAUGGCUGGUAGUUCGACAUUUAUGCGAAUUAAUUCCUUUAACUUUCUCUCAAAAUCAUGGACCACGCAUGCUUUCUCGAAUUUAAACGUACAAAAGUUAAUUCACAGCACUGGUUUGCACUUUGAUUUGAUAAUCAAUGAAGAAUGGUGGGCAGAUAGCUUUUUGAUGUUUGCACAUAAAUUUAAAGCGCCCAUCAUUACAAUUUGUCCGGUUGGGAUUCCAGAUUUCAUCGAUCGGCAACAAGGAUUAUUCACUCCAUUGAGUAUUGUUCCGCAUUGGGCGCUACCAUUUUCAGAUAAUAUGUCAUUUUAUGAAAGAUGGUUCAAUGCCAUUCUCAGCACGUAUGAUUGGGCAGUGCGAGAAUUUUCAUAUCUUCCAACAGCAGAAGAGCACACAAGAAAGUACUUCGCUCAUUUGGCACCUUUGCCAUCGUUGAAUGACAUCUUACGUAAUGUGUCCAUGGUUUUGGUCAACACACAUCGAGCUCUUUCACCUCCCCGACCAUCAAUGCCAAAUGUGGUCAACAUUGGUGGUGCUCACAUAAAACCAAGCAAACUAUUACCAGAAGACAUCCAAAAGUUCAUAGACGAAGCAAAACAUGGUGUUAUUUAUUUCAGCAUUGGAUCAAUUUUGCAAAGUUCAAGAUUGCCAGAGGAAAAAUUGCAAGCAUUUCUUGAGACAUUCCGAAAAUUAAAACAACGUGUAUUGUGGAAAUUCGAAAAGGAAUCGCUCAUCAAUGUUCCGUCAAAUGUGCUAAUUCGCAACUGGUUUCCUCAGAACGACAUUUUGUCUCAUUCAAAUGUGAUUUUGUACAUAACGCACGGCGGUUUGUUUGGCACAUCCGAAUCAUUGUAUCACGGCGUACCAUUGCUAUUUAUUCCAUUUUCAUUGUAUCAAUUCAUGAAUGCCAACAGAAUCAAGACCGAAGGCUAUGGACAAGUUUUGCUUUUCAACGAUAUAACUAAAGAAUCAUUUUCGAAGGCAGUCAAUGAAAUCCUUUCCGAUAUGUCUUAUUUAAGUAAAGCCAAAGAAACAUCAGCUAUCUUCAAAGAUAACUUGGUCCAUCCAAUGGAUGAGGCUAUGUUUUGGAUCGAACAUGUCUGCAAGUUCAAAGGUGCCAAGCAUCUUAAAUCACAUGCGGUUAACAUGACGUGGUUUUCAUAUUUACUCUUCGAUGUUCUUUUUAUUAAUGCGAUUAUUUUAUUCACAGUCAUCGCUGUUGUUUAUGUUUUGGUUAAAAGUCUGUGUUCAAAGCAAAAGAACAGGCAAGAAUCAGGAAAGAAACAAAAAUGAUUUUGACUCUUAACCGCAGCGUUUCAGUUUAACAAUUGAGUGUAUGUUCUGAAAAUAAAAAAUCCAAUAAAAGACUAUCACAUA
Messenger RNA from Contarinia nasturtii (swede midge), 1927 nucleotides. Its product is annotated as UDP-glucuronosyltransferase 2B20-like. The coding region runs from base 287 to 1843 and encodes 518 amino acids. The record is from RefSeq and is a predicted model, not a curated record. Gene Ontology annotation, molecular function: UDP-glycosyltransferase activity. The transcript is spliced from 8 exons. Lineage: Eukaryota; Metazoa; Arthropoda; Insecta; Diptera; Cecidomyiidae.